UGUUUGUCUGAACAUGACUGCUGCAAAGGCUUCAAACGUAAAAGCUGUGUAUCAGAAACCUCUGACACCGCAUUAGUCCCUUUCCUCUCUGCAGUUUGCAGUUUUGCACUCUCCUCUCUCCUCUCUCUUACCUUCUUAUCUGCUUCUCUCACUAGCCAAGUAGUGGUGAGAUUAACAGAGCUCAUUUUUUCACUCAAAAGUGAGAAAAUAAGCUUUUUUUUUCUUCCUUUGAUCAUCACUUUCAGAGAGUCAGACCCACUAAGGAAAAGAAAAAGCUCAUGUGAAUGUGACAAUGGAAGCUAAGCCUCUCCAAGUUGUUCCCUCUCCACACAACAACUCAGGGGUAGGAGAUGGACCCCAGAUGAAGAUUGAGGAUGGUGUAGUUGAUGAAGGGAAGAAGGGUGUUGUGGUGAAGGGAGAAAACUCAUCCUCCAGUGUUGAACAUGAUCUUGGGGUUAGUGCUUGCUCUGCAGUAAACACAGAACGCCAUCAAAAGUGUUGUCUAUUCUCAGAUUUUCAGAGGCGUGAGCUUGACCACCAAGUUUUCAUCUUCAACCGCUUUGCCAGUAACCUUCCUCUUCCUCACCACAUGCUGCAAUUUCCAAGCCACAUGUCAGAGAACCUGGGUUUUGAUUAUGGGACUAUGGUGGAUGAUCCAGAACCGCAUAGGUGUAGAAGAACUGAUGGAAGGAAAUGGAGGUGCGGUAAGAACACAGUGCCUGAUCAGAAGUACUGUGAACGCCACAUGCAUAGAGGUCGUAAUCGUUCAAGAAAGCCUGUGGAAAAAUCAUCUGAAGUUAACUCUUCUUUGACAACAAAGCCUUGUGGCAACAUGUCUCAUGCCAAACCAGCCCCAAGCACAGAAUCUGCAGUUUCAAGUCCAAACAAUGUGACCAUUCAUGAACCACCUUCCACCCAAUCAAGUAUUGUCAAUACCUCUUCUCUUAACAGCCGGUCGAGAAAUGUCACCGGUUCUGCUGAUUAUCAAAGCCCCCUUUCUCCUGCUGUUGCACCGAAGUUGACCACUUUCAGCAGCAUGGCAUCUGUUACUCCACAUAACAGAAGUCACCUUAAUGUGCACAACAAGAAAGAUGAGCAGAACAGCAGUUGUAUCAGCAACAAGAUCAGUAUUUACAGUAGUGGGAAAGGAAGCAUUGUGUGUGAUAGUAAUGGUAUCUCUACUGGAAUUGGCUUCUCCCCAAGGAGUGUUCUUCAAGUGUCUGGUUGCAAUCAUGCGUACCUCAACUACAGAAACAACGUCGAAUCUGAAGCUGGUAGGUGCCGGAGAACAGACGGUAAGAAGUGGCGGUGCAAGGGUUGUGUUCUUCCCGGUCAGAAGUAUUGCGCUACGCACGUGAACAGAGGAGCUAAAAAGCGUGUUACAAGCCAUGAACCAGCAGCUACUACUACUUCCACUACUUACCCUUCAGCCACAACCAACAACAUUCAGAAAGCCCAAAUUACAAAUCUUUCAAUGUCAGUUCCUGCAGCAAGUGCAGCAGCAGCAGCAUUCACAGAGUGUAAUGUGAAAAGUGCUAGUAGCAAUGACACUGAUAUCACCAUCAGUGACACCAUAAAUGAAUGUAACAACUAUCUUUCAUCCUAAGUAGGUGUUUCAUUUCCUGAACCUGUUUGAUGUUUAGGGUUGACUAACCUCUAUUAGUAUUUUGAUAUCACUUUUGUGUGAACUGAACUAGUUGUUCUCCAUGUAGAAAAGAUUAAGAGAUUAAUGGAUCUUUUUUUGUACCGUCUUUACAAUA
This is a messenger RNA of Lotus japonicus, 1760 nucleotides long. RefSeq names its product growth-regulating factor 9-like. The record is from RefSeq and is a predicted model, not a curated record. NCBI's taxonomy places the organism in Eukaryota, Viridiplantae, Streptophyta, Magnoliopsida, Fabales, Fabaceae. Gene Ontology annotation, cellular component: nucleus. Gene Ontology annotation, biological process: DNA-templated transcription; regulation of DNA-templated transcription; developmental process. Bases 293 to 1606 code for a protein of 437 amino acids. Gene Ontology annotation, molecular function: ATP binding. The transcript is spliced from 4 exons.